AUGACCUCCAACUGGUUAUCUGAAUGGCUCUUCGGCCGCGGGGGUGGAGGCCCGGCCCGUCCUGACAGAAACCAAGCCGAAGGCCAACAUCAUCCGCACAACCCACUCAAUUAUCCUGUUCAGAAUGACCGUCGACCAGAUUCGAUUAACCGGGACGAUCAAGACUUUGCCGACAACCUCAGUUAUCAUCGACUUAGACCUGACGAAGGCCAUUCUCCCCACCGUCCGAGAAGAGUUCAUUACAACGGUAGGCGAGAUCUUCCAGGAACCUACCCAGACUCUCAAUCUAGUGACUACCGACAUGGCCACAGCUCAGACGAAGAUUUGGACUCUCUAGCAUUAUUUGGGAGCUCCAGAAGCACCAGUUCCCACUUGCCGUCGACUAUCUCAACGGGCUGGUCGCACAAAGGAAACUCGGACGUUGGUCUAACACCAACAACGAGUGACGACGGAUCUGUGCCAUUUAACAACAUAGUUCCAGUCAGCAGAGCUCACAGAGGGGGCAGAUACAUCGUACAGUACCGGCCGUCGUCUGCGCAUCCGCACACGGCUGGCCGGGAGAUCGGUAGCCGGCUGUUCUACCCCGAGCUCGAAGCCUCUGAAGUUCCAGCUGUGCUGCUUGGUCCUGUAGAGCUUUCUGCUGCGGAGCGACAGCCAGCUCAUUGGCGCUCUCAACCUCAGGAACCGAGUCCAGAACCUCCCAUUAACUUCGAUCUAACGCCGCCGCCACUUCCGACGCCCCGGGUCUAUGAGCUGCCGGCAAAUCCAUACAUCCCAGGGCAUUGCAAUCCACUCCCUCCGCCAAUCGUGCCUCCAAGACCAACCCAACGUGGCCCUAUCCCCCAACCGGCAGACCUUUCUUGGGAAAGCUUGUCAUCGGACGAGAAGCCCGAAGCCGAUCUCGCGCUUGGGUUCAAAAUCUGGUCACAAGGUUCUCGAGGGAAGCUGGAGAAACAAUUGAAGAAGGGUUGCAAGAAUGAGAAGGUCAAAGAGGUUCUUGAUAUACUCAAGAACAGCGCCUCAAAGUUCAAGCAACACUCUUCGCUCUUCGAGUCGCCUAUUCUGGAGUGUCUGAAAGCCCCGAGCGAUAAGCGCAACAAGUGCCUCCUCGGUCUCGUUAGUGCGAUGCAAGAGGAGGGCCAUAAACUCAAAUCAAUCGGCAAAUCAACCGGAGACAACGUCUUGACGAAGCUUCUAUGCAUCCGCAGAACAUCGACUUUUCAGCAGCAGAUCAACGCUCUGAAUUUCCUUCUGAAGCAGGGAGCUAGAUCUCUGGUCAAAAAACGCGACGCCCAGGGCUGCAGUCCUCUCGACUACGCUGUUUUGUCCGGGAAUGCCGGAGCAGUCGCGCUUCUGCUUCAGUAUCAAGCCGAUCCUAUGAGCCAAAACCGGUCGCAGAAAAGUGCGCGCGACAUCGCCAUGGAGAGUGCUUCUCGCCUAACCCAGGGUGGUAGCGAACUCAUGAUCAACAACCACGCACACAUCAUGAAUCUCCUAUUCAGGGAUGGGCAGCCUUGCACGAGAGCUCGUGCGGACUAA
Molecule: messenger RNA, 1539 nt
Organism: Colletotrichum siamense
Lineage: Eukaryota; Fungi; Ascomycota; Sordariomycetes; Glomerellales; Glomerellaceae
Exons: 1
Coding region: 1-1539 (512 amino acids)
Molecular function (GO): protein binding
Source: RefSeq, a predicted model, not a curated record